UCCAGGCUGCUUUAAGACUAAGCACUCAGAUCAGCUCAUCUUCAUUGGUCAUGAAUCCAUAGUUAAUUCAGACUGCCUGUGUGAGUGGGAGUGUCUUGCCAUAAGUUUUGCCGUCACUUGAUUGCGAUCGUUGUCGUGGAGUGGGGGGGCUGUACCACAGUCUGCCUGCCAUGUGGACUCUGCUGCUGCUGGUGGCGCAACACAAACCAUCCGCACACAUUGAGAGGGGAGCAGAGAGGCGGGAGGGAGGCGGUGCUGCACGGACAACUGCGUCCCACUCCUAAAGCAAACAUCUUCAAGUCCUCCAGCGCGGAGUUGUCAUUGCUCCGACAUUCACUUGAUCACAGCUUUGUUGUUCACGGCGGAGGAGAGCUGCGCGAGCGUCUGAGCUUCUAGGCCUCCAAGGAUGGACUCGAUACCUGCGGGGCGAGACUCCACUUCCUCGCCAAACUCCAAACAAGAACUUUCCUACCCGAGCACUAACUUGAAGCCCAACCAGGUCGGAGAGACGGUGCUGUACGGAAUACCGAUCGUGUCUUUGGUAAUAGACGGCCAGGAGAGACUGUGCCUCGCACAAAUAUCCAAUACCUUAUUGAAGAAUUAUAGCUAUAACGAGAUACACAACAGGCGUGUCGCGCUGGGGAUCACUUGCGUCCAAUGCACCCCUGUCCAGCUGGAGAUCCUGCGGAGAGCAGGAGCGAUGCCCAUCUCCUCCAGGCGCUGCGGGAUGAUCACUAAACGCGAGGCAGAGAGACUCUGUAAGUCCUUCCUAGGAGCUCACUCGCCCCCUAAACUUCCGGAGAAUUUUGCCUUUGAUGUGUCCCACGAGUGCGCCUGGGGGAGUCGAGGCAGCUUCAUCCCGGCCAGAUACAACAGCUCCAGGGCCAAGUGCAUUAAGUGCUCCUAUUGCAACAUGUACUUCUCCCCGAAUAAAUUCAUAUUUCACUCCCACCGCACGCCGGAGUCCAAGUACACGCAGCCAGACGCAGCUAAUUUCAAUUCUUGGCGGCGGCAUCUAAAACUAACAGAUAAAGGCAGUGCCAUGGAGAUUUUACACGCGUGGGAAGACGUGAAGGCCAUGUUCAACGGGGGGAGUCGCAAGAGGACGCUGCCAGGCAGUGGGUCCGGGUCUAGCUCUCCUUUGAAACCACACGAGCCCAGCCGUCCACAAAGCUCCCCGGAGAUCCCCGCAAAGAUCCUCAGCUGCGAGGGCAGCCGGGGUGCUAUGACGAGCACGCGCAGCUACCCGGUGAUCCCGGUGCCCAGCAAGGGCUUCGGGAUAAUGCAAAAGAUCCCACCGCCCCUCUUCCCUCACCCAUACGGGUUCCCGGCUUUCGGCCUGUGCCAGAAGAAAGAAGACGGCAUGAUGGGCGAGCAAAGCAAAGCCGGCCUCCCGGGUGUGCUGUGGCCUGCCACCAAGGACAGCGCCUACCACUCCUUCCCCAUGUUCUGGCCCGCGGCCGGCGCGCUGCCCAUGCCCCCAUAUCCCCAAACCCAGCACAAGCCCCCUCCAGAGCUGCUGUGUCCGCCCAGGCAGACUGACAUGGACAUGUCCGAGCACAGUGACCGCAGCACCAACACAUCGAAAGACAGCGCGGUCGAUAACGACCGAUGCUCCAGCACUCAGUCUCUGCGCAACGAAGAAGACAAGUCAGGGGACGAGGGGAGGCCGGCGGAGGGGGUGCCGCUCCAGUCCCGGAAAAUCAGCUACGUGUCGGCGUUCAGACCUGUCAUCAAAGACGCUGACUGCAUCGCCAAGCUGUACGGCAACAGGAGCGCGUACAACGGCUGUCGCACCGGUUACUUAUCGCCCGACUUUUUAAGCGAGAGCUCGAGCUACCGCUCUGUGUCCCCGUGCGUAGACAGCGAGGGCGAGCCAGACGUGGACGUGGAGACAAACAAAACGCAGGACGAGGAAGAGGAGGAGGGCUCCCGGCCUCUGUCUUCGGUGUGUCCUCGGACUCCCCUAGCUUUGACACACACCGUUUCACCACACGAUUCUGACUCUAAAGGCCUGCAGGAGAGCAGCCUGGUCGAUUCCCAGAAAACGAGCCUGCACGUGGCCCAGUCCUCUGAAAGAGAACUGCAGACCAAGCAGUUAUCAGAGAGCCACAUAGCUGCACCUUUCACCGAAGUUUACACACCAGAGAGGAGUGAGCUGCAACAAAGGAGCAGUCCGUAUCAAUUCAGAGCUGCGAAUUAUCCGCCUGGAGUAGGCCUACUUACAACAAACGAUGAGAGUGCAAGUAAAGAAGAGCCGUCUUCCACAGUGGAGGAGAUCGAAACGAAAUCUUUUAACGAACAAAGCAGCGAGGAGCACCAGCGAGAGCCGGAUGAAGGCGAGGACGCGCCACCCAGAACUCUACCAACACAAAGGGACAUACAAAGUCUGGCAAAAGAAGAGCUCCAAAAGCAGCUCUUGGAGCAAGUGGAGCUGAGGAAAAAGCUGGAACGUGAAUUUCAACAUUUAAAAGAUAAUUUUCAGGAUCAAAUGAAAAGGGAACUUUCCUACAGGGAGGAGAUGGUCCAGCAGCUUCACAUAGUCAGAGAAGCUCACGACGCUUUACACCAUUUCUCCUGUAAGAUGUUGACUCCUCGCCACUGCACCGGAUCCUGCUCCUUCAAAUCGCCUCUGCUACCACCGUGAAUCAGACACAGGGGCGCGAGGACACAGCUUCUGUUAAAAACCACACCACGGGAGAUUUAAAAACCACCACGGACACUCUGAGCCAAGCUGAAAGUAGUCUAAAGUGUAAUUACCUGUAAUAUUAAAAAAAAAAAAAAAAAAAAAAGUGGAUCUCCACCCUCAGCGUUUAUGUAUCUCGCAUACAGUGAUUUGUUUUAUUGAAAUUAUCCCAUCGAUUAUUAUUAUUUGUGGCAAAGUGCAAUGACAAUGUAUGUUUGUUGUAAAGGUGGGUUAUUAUUUCUUCUUCUUCAUUUUUUCCUCCCCCUAUCAACAAUAGCAGCUUUGAUAAGACGGUUCAUUGCUCCUUAUCCUCUCAGUAUUGUAAAUAAGCCUACUAAUUUUAAUGUGUUCUUCCAUGCAGGCCAGUAGCUUACCUUGGAUGUUAUGCACUUUAAAACGAGUGGUGGGAAUUACAGUAAAAAACAAAACAAAAUACAAAAAAGCCUCCGCGUUGAAAUACAGCAUAUUUAUUUCUGUAGCGGCCUAUUUGCUGUUGGAAAUUUGAAAAACACAGAAAUUAGUAGGCUGAAUUAGUGCAUCUGCGACCUUGUAAGCAGUGACAUAUCCUAUUAAGAAUAGCCUAUUCCUCCAUGUAAUAUUUGUUUUUGUCGCUAAUGAAUAAAUCAUUUUAUUUAAAGAA
Molecule: messenger RNA, 3326 nt
Organism: Neolamprologus brichardi
Lineage: Eukaryota; Metazoa; Chordata; Actinopteri; Cichliformes; Cichlidae
Gene: skor1b
Product: SKI family transcriptional corepressor 1b
Biological process (GO): negative regulation of transcription by RNA polymerase II; negative regulation of BMP signaling pathway
Cellular component (GO): transcription regulator complex; cytoplasm; nucleus
Molecular function (GO): DNA-binding transcription factor activity, RNA polymerase II-specific; SMAD binding; RNA polymerase II cis-regulatory region sequence-specific DNA binding
Source: RefSeq, a predicted model, not a curated record